AUGGUCACAGAUGCUUGGCUCAUAGCGAAGAGGUAUUUGAGAUCUUAUUUCCUAAUUGAUGUUCUCGCAAUUCUUCCCCUCCCACAGGUAAUCUUGUUAUUAUACUUUCGUAGCAGAUGCAAAUCAAUUAUAAAAUUUCUCAAUGCUCUUGUCCCUCUCCAAUAUGUGCCAAGAGCUCUCCGAAUUUAUGGGUCAUGGAAGAAAGUAAACCGGACCAACAAGAAACUUACUCAAAAUGUACUGUUUAGAAGCGUAUUUAAUCUCAUUCUAUACAUCCUUGCCACUCAAGUUCUGGGUGCCAAUUGGUACCUUUUUGCCGUCGAUCAAGAGAUGACGUGCUGGCAGAUAGCCUGUGAAAAACAUACUGGAUGUAGCCAAAGUUCGUUCAGUUGUGAUAGCAGUUUGAGAAAUUACCCCUUUAUAAAUGAUUAUUGCCCAAUUCAUGAAACACAAAAUAUGAUCUCCUAUGAUUUCAGAAUAUUCCAUGAAGCCAUUCAGUUGGGUAUUUUGGCGUCCACAGAUAUUCCACGAAAGAUGGUGCAUUGUUUUUGGUGGGGCCUGCGAAAUUUGAGUUCUUUCGGUCAAAACCUUCAAACAAGUGCUCGAUCCUUGGAAACCUUAUUCGCAGUUUCGAUUUCCAUCUCUGGCUUGCUACUGUUUUUGUAUUUCAUUGGUAAUUUGCAGGUCCCAAUGCUUGAACAAAAUGAUACACUCUUGAACUUGAUCCUCAAGAGACUGAGGCCAGUGUACUAUACUUGGGAGGGCAGGUAUAUUUUCCGGGAGGGAGAACCAAUCGAUCGGAUGGUCUUCAUCACGUCUGGCAUCGUGUUGAAACUGAUGAGAAGGACCAUCAAUGGCACGGGAUCCGGAACCGUACUCGAGUGUAUUCACGAAUAUCAUGGUGAUUUGGAUGAAGUUAACGAAAUUCUAAAUUGGGGUAUAAAAAAACUCGAAGACUCCUCCCCACACGGCCUAUCCAACCUCACAAUCUCUAAAAUAACUCUAAAAACACAUACGGAAGUUGAUGGCUUUGAUCUAAUGGCCAAGGACCUGAGGGAAGUGCGCCGCAGAGCACAUCAAAGGCAGCAGGCUGUCCAAGGUGGUUCCACGAGUCUACUUUAUAAAGUGUUUUCUAGCGAUAUUGAAUGUUACGGGUGA
Molecule: messenger RNA, 1158 nt
Organism: Juglans regia (Persian walnut)
Lineage: Eukaryota; Viridiplantae; Streptophyta; Magnoliopsida; Fagales; Juglandaceae
Product: cyclic nucleotide-gated ion channel 1-like
Exons: 6
Coding region: 1-1158 (385 amino acids)
Source: RefSeq, a predicted model, not a curated record